Penicillium malachiteum is the source of this 1014-nucleotide messenger RNA. Its product is annotated as aromatic alcohol reductase. Lineage: Eukaryota; Fungi; Ascomycota; Eurotiomycetes; Eurotiales; Aspergillaceae. The record is from RefSeq and is a predicted model, not a curated record. The coding region runs from base 1 to 1014 and encodes 337 amino acids. The transcript has 2 exons. Gene Ontology annotation, molecular function: oxidoreductase activity.
AUGGCCAAAUACGUCAAGGAUCAGUCUGCUGACUUCAGAAACACCAUUGAAAGAGUCGCUAUCAUCGGUGCUGGAGGUACCAUUGGAUUGCCCAUCACCAACGCUCUUCUGAAGACCGGAAGACACAUAGUUACGGCUAUCUCCCGCGAAGACAGUGGUAACAAGCUCCCCGAGGGCAUUCUCGUUGCCACAGUCGACUACAAUGAUGAAGCGACCAUUGUUGCCGCCUUGAAGGGCCAGCAAUUUGUGAUCAUAACCAUGGCCCCCACUGCGCCCAAGGGUACCCACAGCAAGAUUGUCCAGGCAGCUGCUAAGGCUGGCGUUCCUUAUGUCAUGCCUAACUGGUAUGCGGCCGAUAUUGGCAACGUUAAACUCGGCCAAGACAUCUUGCUGGGUCCCCAAGACCAGGCUAAUCGGAAUGAGAUUGAAAGCCUCGGAAUGCAGUGGGUCAAUAUAUGCUGUGGGUUCUGGUACGACUAUAGCCUGGCAGGCGGGGAAUCACGUUUUGGACUCGACUUUUCCACGCGUUCUUUGACUAUCUAUGAUGACGGAAACGCUCAGAUUUCGACAUCGACCUUAUCUCAGGUUGGGCGCGCCGUGGCUAAGCUUCUGAGCCUCAAUGAACUUCCCGAGGAUGAAAACGAUAAGAACCUUACUCUUUCGACAUUCCUUAACAAGGGCGUGUACAUCCAGAGCUUUUUGGUCAGUCAGAACGAAAUGUUUGAGAGCGUCAAGCGAGUCACUGGCACCACCAAUUCCAACUGGACGAUUACCCACGAGGCUACCAACAAGCGAUAUGAGAAUGGCCUAGCGCAAGUGAAAGUGGGUAACAUGAUGCACUUUAGCAAGCUGCUCUACGCCAGAGUGUUCUAUCCGGAUGGUUCCGGUGACUUCUCGAACAAGUCACAAAAUGAGUUGCUUGCAUUGCCAAACGAGGACCUGGAUCAGUCCACCAAGGCUGGAAUAGAUUUGAUUGCGGAGUUAGGCCGUCGGGUUGAGCGUAUGGCAGCAUAG